Galendromus occidentalis (western predatory mite) is the source of this 2427-nucleotide messenger RNA. RefSeq names its product kinase suppressor of Ras 1. Gene Ontology annotation, molecular function: protein serine/threonine kinase activity; ATP binding. The transcript is spliced from 10 exons. The record is from RefSeq and is a predicted model, not a curated record. Gene Ontology annotation, biological process: protein phosphorylation. NCBI's taxonomy places the organism in Eukaryota, Metazoa, Arthropoda, Arachnida, Mesostigmata, Phytoseiidae. The coding region runs from base 1 to 2427 and encodes 808 amino acids.
AUGGAACAACACCGAGAACAGUUGGAAAAAGUGAAAAACACUCGCAUAAUCAAAUACGAUUAUGAAUACAGACCGCUCGAGGCCUGCAAGUUGCUACAGUUCUCCAUCGAUCUCUGGCGCCGUCGGAUAGUGCACUUCAGAACCAAUUCAAGUCCCGAAUCCGAAAUCGUUCGGAAAGCCGUUCGAUGCGCUCAGUCUGUCUGUCUUCAGUACACAGCCCGGCAAAUUUAUCACCGCCGGAAAGCAGCAUCUCAAGGUGAUUAUCACGAUGAGCUCGAGAGCUACCCGCAAUUGGAGUGCUGGCUCGAAGUCGUCGGCCUCACCAACGAUGGAGCAGAGAGCAUCAAAGAGCUGACGGCUGGGAAUUUCGACCGAUUGCUCGAGACAACGGAUGACCAAAUAAGAGAUGCUCUCUGCGAUGCAGGGGCAAAGGACCGGGAACAUCUUACUGUCGCUCUCAGAAACCUUCGGAUGAUCGAAAAUCGAUAUCUGACCACGGACUAUCCAGCGGGCAAGUUUAUAGAUUACGAAGAGGACCUCAGCUGGGAAUACCUGGGAAAGACAGGAGAUCCGCUAGCCAAGCCUGGGAUCCCCCUCAACGCGACGGCAGCUGAAAUUCCAUCGGAGCCGAGCCUACGUUGCGCAACGAAGACGCCUCCGAUCCCGCGGAAAACUUCAGCUUAUCCAGGCUUCGCCGAAGGUGUGACGGGUACGAAAUCUCGCCUGGAUCAGCUCCGAUCCGAUCGAGGACAAGGUCAUCGUUACGCCCGGAGAAGGCUCCAGACCGAGCCCACGCCGGGCUCCACUGAGCUAUCUUCGCCGUCAAGGAGUCCAUCGUAUGCGACUUCGCCCGAUGCUUCCUCGGACGCUUACCUCACCAGCGAUUCCGAGAGAACUCGUCAUCCUUCACAGCAAUGUGAUCCUACCAGCCAGUCUCUCCCUCUUUCUCCCCGACUCCCGAGCAUGAACCACGAGAUGCGUCACCGCUUCUCGCCUUUCGUGAAGGUGACCAAUUGUCAACAAUGUGACAAACCCAUGUUCUUCGGGUACAAAUGCAGAGAGUGCAAGUUCCGUUGUCAUCGAGACUGCGUAGAAAAGGUGCCCCCGACUUGUGCUCUGUUGAAUGAGCUCCUCGACGCCGUCGCGCGAAGAUACCAGCAAGGCGCAUUCGAAAAUCUCAAUAGCCCGCUCGGAAGCCAUUCUCCGUCGGCGGGGAGGUUUGCGAAGCACGCAUACGCGGGUUUCUCACGAGGAUGGUCUUCUCAGCAUGCUGGAGAUUCUUCGAGCACGACGUCGUCCUGCGCUUCCUCGGCCCCCGGUUCGCCACAAGUGAUGGUGGGACUCAUAGGCAGCAAGUUCAAGUUUCCAGUCCAAGAAAAUCUCAGAAGAGGAAGCGAAGAGCGCCAGAGUCAGGGAGACCUCUCGAUUCGUGGAGAUGUGAAGAAUGGCUCUAUCACCGACUCAGAGCAGACCAUCGUUUCUGGGAACUCGAAUUCCGAAAGCGUUUGUCUGUCGUCCCGCGAAUGGGACAUCCCACUUGAUGAGGUCGUCCUGGAAGAGAGACUGGGGGAGGGCCAGUUUGGAGUCGUCUAUAGAGGCAAUUGGCACGGUGCUGUAGCGGUCAAGAUGUUGAACAUGGAAACAGCGUCGCCUCGGAGACAAGCGGGGAUCAUGGCAACGUUCGAGCAGGAAGUUGCGAAUUUCCGGAAAACGCGUCAUGAGAACCUCGUGUUGUUCAUGGGAGCUUGCGUGAAACCACCGAAUUUAGCCAUUGUGACAUCAUUGUGCAAAGGACUGACGCUCUAUCGGCAUCUACACUAUCAGACGGACAAGUUCAAUCACAACCGAAUCGGAAGCAUAGCUCGGCAAAUCUGUUUGGGCAUGGGCUAUCUACAUGCGAGAGGUAUCUUGCAUAAGGAUCUCAAGACAAAAAAUAUCUUCUACGAGAACGGAAAGGUGGUCAUCACCGAUUUCGGUUUGUUCUCGGUAGCGAAGCUUUGUCAAGAAGGCCGCAGAGGAAACUACUUGACCAUACCUCGCGGAUGGCUCUAUUACUUGGCUCCAGAACUCCUCAAGGACCUUCGACCAGGAAUCGAGCACCCAGAUCUCUCAUUUUCGACUCGGAGUGAUGUCUAUGCUUUCGGAACUGUAUUCUUCGAGCUGCUCACCGGUACCUGGCCAUUCCAGGAUCAACCUCCGGAAAGCAUCAUAUAUCUAGUUUCGAAGGGUAUCAAGCCCCCGCUAGCUAAUCUCUAUUCUAUCGUUGAGUACAAAGAUAUUUUGAUGUCUUGCUGGGCGUAUCAAGAUCACGACCGGCCGGAUUUCACUAGACUUCAGAGUCAUCUCGAAAGACUUCCUAAACGGAAACUCUCACGAAGUCCAUCCCAACCGACCGAUGUGACUCGGUCGAACGAGUCGACAUUCUGA